AUGUGUUACAUUGUUUAGAUUUAUUAAUUAUCUGUUUCACAUUGAGAAAUGAUGAUUUUGUCACAUCAUUGAACUAAAUCAAUAAAUUGUAACAUUGACCAAUUUUAGUCAAUGUUGUGUACAAAAGGCAAUUGAGAUGAGAGGUUUGCUUAGUAGUGUUUAUACCAGCUCAACUGAUUUAUCAAUAAUAUUAUUUUCAAGUUUUAAAUCGUUAUCUCUUUUAUUAUAUUUCAGCUAAUUAAAAUUUAACAAUGGUGAGUUUAUAUUUAGCUCUAGUUUGACCUGUUCUGACCUGUACCAAGUUGUAUCUCAAGUGCGUUAAGCAUCCGUAAAAACUUUGUUUGUUUUUGUUCUUCUUUGAGGUACAUUAAAGGUCCAUCACAAUUAGAUACCAUAUACUUGAAGUUGACCAUAGAUACAAGAGCUUUAAGGAAUAUCGAAAAAGAUUGAAAACUGUUUCCCACUGAUCAAACCAAAUGGAUGUUUCUUCAACAAUGUUAUUCAAUAACAGCAUUUUCUUCAAGUUUUUAAUUCUAUCAACUCUAGUCUGUUUAUCUUUAUGCAGCCUCAAAGAAACUGACUGCAAUUGUAAGGUGAAUUCUGGUGGAGAUAAUCUCAAAAUCGUCAAUGGAACCCAAUAUGUGACCAACAAAUACCCUUGGUUAGUGUCUUUACAAGUUGAAAGGUCAAAUGGAAAAUACGUCCAUACUUGUGGCGGAUCAUUGAUUAAUGAGCAAUGGAUUGUAACAGCCGCUCAUUGUGGCUACAUGAAUCUAACCCGCUUGUCUGUAUCAGUUGGUGCUCAUAAUAUAACAAAUUCUGGUAAACACUAUAAAGUGGCUCAAUUCAUUAAACAUCCUGGCUAUACUACAACUCCUAUUGUUCGUAAUGAUAUAGCAUUGAUUCAGUUAGCCGAACCGAUCGACAGGUUCAACAAAGAAGCUAAACCAGCCUGUCUAACAUCUCGUAACAUUUAUUUUACGUCAAAUGAAUUGUUUGUCGCUGGUUGGGGAGUGACUGAUGAAAAAGAACACAAAUCAACUGAGGUUCCUUUGGAAGUACGGAUGGACCAUGUUAACUAUCUGAGAUGUUCACUUUCAUGGAUCGGUUUAUUAUCAUACCAAUCUCAUAUUUGUGCUCAAGCUUCUCAGUCAAGUCCAUGUUUUGGUGACUCAGGAGGACCUUUAAUGGUUGUUAAUGGGCCAGGAACAAUGUAUUUAGUCGGUGUUGUGUCGUUUGGUAGCUCAUGUGCAGGCUCUUCUCCAACCGUAUUUACCAGAGUUACUUCUUAUCUCGACUGGAUUGAUCAGACUACCAAGAGUUACUGCCGCAUCGAUAACCAAGAUGUCAAUUCACUGCCGAGAUCUGAAAUUGAAGCCUGAACCAGCCAUAGAUAUUGUUUUUAG
Messenger RNA from Tetranychus urticae (two-spotted spider mite), 1406 nucleotides. Its product is annotated as chymotrypsin-1-like. Gene Ontology annotation, molecular function: serine-type endopeptidase activity. Lineage: Eukaryota; Metazoa; Arthropoda; Arachnida; Trombidiformes; Tetranychidae. The record is from RefSeq and is a predicted model, not a curated record. Gene Ontology annotation, biological process: proteolysis.